AUGAAUUUCAAUCCAAGUCAGCAAUAUAGAAGAUCUCUUGGCUUGAAGUUCCUAGUCAUACCUAUUGCCUACAUUUUCCUUGUCCGUGGCUUCAAAGUCUACUGGCUAUAGAAUGAUCUGAGAUACUUGUAUAAGGACAUCUUAAAGCCUUAUCAUAAAAGAAUCGACGAUAACUAGUGCAUUGAUUACCGAGACUUAAAAGAUGAAUUUGAGAAUAACAAGGUCGAUGAGGAGAAGUCACUUGUGCUGAGACUUUAGAAAACUGUUGAGUCUAAGAUGAAUGAAGGCAAGAGUGUGAAUGUAAAAGUGAAGGAUCAUACUAAUACAAAUGAGAGUUCUACUGAUUAAAUACACGAUGCAAGAACUAAAACUGAAGUAAAUGUAAAUAUGAUUAAGAGAUUUUGA
Stylonychia lemnae is the source of this 405-nucleotide messenger RNA. The record is from the annotation of a GenBank genome assembly. NCBI's taxonomy places the organism in Eukaryota, Ciliophora, Spirotrichea, Sporadotrichida, Oxytrichidae.